Messenger RNA from Cloeon dipterum, 2068 nucleotides. RefSeq names its product refractory to sigma P (gene ref(2)P). The coding region runs from base 403 to 1719 and encodes 438 amino acids. The record is from RefSeq and is a predicted model, not a curated record. Lineage: Eukaryota; Metazoa; Arthropoda; Insecta; Ephemeroptera; Baetidae. Gene Ontology annotation, biological process: mitophagy; endosome organization; aggrephagy. Gene Ontology annotation, molecular function: protein kinase C binding; K63-linked polyubiquitin modification-dependent protein binding; zinc ion binding. The transcript has 9 exons. Gene Ontology annotation, cellular component: aggresome; amphisome.
AGGAGGGAUCUGACGACUGUUUACAAAAGCAUGUGUUUGGUUAAGAGUAAUCUCGAACUUGUCCAGGAGAUACAUAUUUUAGAACGAAAAUAAGAAAGUAAACAAAGGAAAGCAUUCAACAUGGCGUGUUUCGUAUUUUCAUAAUAAUAUGUACAGCAACACGCUCUCUCGUGCGGAAUUCACUGCUGUUACAUCCUCAAUUCAUUAACAUUUUAUUUCUACGAACGUGUGCUUGAAAAAUACGAAACUGUUUUUACUGCAAACUAUUCUGGGUUAGGAGUGAUCAGUGAUGUUGUGACCAUCAAUGUGUUGAAAAUCUAUACAGAACCAACAAAGUUGCCAAGUUGGGCUAAAAUAAUACAUGAGACAAAAAUUUUGCAUUAGCAGCACUACCAGUUAGAAAUGGAUCAGAAAAAUGAGCAGGUCACCUACAAAGUUGCUCUCUACUGUCUCGAGGGAAAGCUGAUGGAGCUACGGAAAUUCACAAUGGAGAAAUCAGCUGCUGGAAAUUUUAUAAAUGUUCAUCAAAGAAUUUGCAAUGCAUUCCCAAAAAUCUGCAAAGCAAAUUCAACAUUUGACAUUUCCUUUUUAGACUCGGAUGGUGACAAUAUUACUAUAUCCACUGAUGAAGAGUUGAAGUUUGUUACCAGCCAGAAGGGCUCUGUGUGGAAGCUACAAGUUCAUUUAAGAAAAGAAACCUCAAAAGAAGCCAAUGCCUUGAUGAAUGGGAACAGUCCCCAGAAAGUGGUACACAAGAACUUCAGAUGCAAUGAGUGCAGCGAAGAAAUAUUAGGGAACCGCUACCGAUGUGUGGUGUGUUUGGAUUAUGAUGUAUGUGGUCACUGCGAACCAAACUCACACCAUGAGCAUGCCAUGCUGAAACUGCCAAAGCCCAUCAACAAUGUUGAAACCAUGGUGGCUCAUGUUUGCAGGGUUUUGAGUAUUCUUUUAUCAGAACAAGACUGCAGCCACAAAAAUUGCUCCAACUGCUCCAUCCGGAGAUCCUGUAAUGGUGUUCCUAAGGAAGGAUCCCUAAACAAAGCAAUUUUUAAUUUAGCCAAAACAAUAGAACAAGAGGUUGGGAUGUGUAACCAGUGUGGCGUGGUGAAGCCCCAAAUCAUUGAUAAUGGACAACUGUCCAAGAGUGGCUCAGCAAAUGCUCAAAAGUUUGUCCCGAUAGGUGGAUUGCAAAACAAACCAAAUAUGAAUGGAAACACUAGUGCCAUGAGACCUCUGUCGUCAAUGCCUAUCAUGCGAGUUUCACCAACGCGCCAGCCGAUUUCUGGUGGACCGGUGAUCAAUGCUGGAGCAAUGGUGGCUCAAGGGCCACCUUUGCACUACCAACCAAAUUUCUUCCCAUACUUGGGCAUGAGGCCCGCUGCCUCAUUAGCCCCCUCUGUGACAAUGGGUCACUUUCCUCAUCAUCCCUUGAUGCCACCUUUGAAUCAGAAUUUCUAUCCAAGUCAAUUGGAGGACUAUUUCAAUCCAUUCCUGCUUACACCUGCAGUGCCAUUGAAUGUGUCAUCUCACCAGGGAAACUCUCAAGCAAGCUCUCCUAAGAUAGAAGAGGAAAGUGUGGAUGUACAGAUUCAAAGAGCAGUCCUUCAGCUCUCAGCUAAAGGCUAUGUUGCGGACGUUGAAAAGAUGGGAGCAAUUUUACGAAGCGUCGAUCUCAAUGUUGAAAAAGCUUGUAAAAUUCUAGAUGAGGAGGACCAAUGAAUGAGAAUCUGAAGGAAGCACCUGAUAAGCAAUAAUUAGAAUCAAAACAACACCACUCUAAUCUCUAAGUUAAGAUGUGUUUAUAAAUAUGCUAGUUAUGUUAAGGUUAAAUUAGAAUCAUAUCCAUAGAGUUCAGAAGUAUUUUUUAUGAAUUAAUUAAUAUUCUCAAGAAGUUUUAAUGAGCAAGAUGUUCCUAUUUUUAAAUAUGUCUUACUACUAUGCUCAAUUUUUGCUUAGAUGAAACUAUAAACAGAAACGUUGUGAUUUUGGAAAUUGAACUGUGGCCUUCUCAAGACUAAACCAUUUACCAGUCACUACUAUAUUCAAUCAAGUCAAUACUAAGUCUAAG